AUGAUUCGGUCCCCGGUUAUUUCUCCAACUCGUUCUAAUAAUAUAAAUCCGCAAGUUUCCGGUAAUAGUACUAAUAGUUCAUCUUUAAAUGUUACAUCUAAUAAUUUAAAUAGCAAUGCACAAUUAGAAAUUUGUGCUACUUCAUUGAAAUUACCUCCCUUUUGGGUCGAUCACCCAGAAGCGUGGUUCAUUCAUGUUGAAACUCAAUUUAAUACUAAGGGUAUAACUAGGGAUAAUACAAAAUAUGUAUACCUUAUUGUAUCGCUUCCUCAAGAUGUAAUAGUAUCAGUUAUUGAUGUUAUUCGGAAUCCACCGGAUGAAAAUCGUUAUUUAAACCUUAAAACAAAACUUCUUGAACGUCACUCUCUUAGUGAACAAAGGAAGCUCGAUAAGUUAUUAUCAGAUUCCGAAAUAGGUGAUCGUAAACCUUCGGAAUUUUACAGAUCUUUGAUUCAAUUAGCCGGGAAUAAUAUAAAUUCUGAUUUUGUUAAAAGUUUAUGGUUGCGAAAAUUACCAAGAAAUCUUAAUAUUGCGUUGGUAGGGUCUAAUGUUGUCAAUAUUGAGGAUUUGCUUAAAUUAGCUGAUAAUAUUUGGGAAGUAACAAAUAAGGUAGAAUUGUGUACCCUGGAACCCAAAGAUUCGGUACAAAGUAAUUGCAGGUUAGAUAAAACAGUAGAUAAUUUGGUUAAAAUUACAUCAGCGAUGCUAGAUAAAUUUACCCAACUAUCUAUGGAAAUAGCCGACGUUAAACAAUCUUUUCAAAAUAGUCGUUCAAGGACACCAUUUAGAAAUAGGAGUCGUUCUAGGGGACGUUCAUUGAAUCGUAAAUGGCUUUGUCGUUAUCAUUAUCGGUUCGGUAGCAAAGCUAGAAGAUGUGAACAACCAUGUUCAUAUGAAACAUCACAACAGGAAAACUAA
Lucilia cuprina (Australian sheep blowfly) is the source of this 918-nucleotide messenger RNA. RefSeq lists its product as uncharacterized. Lineage: Eukaryota; Metazoa; Arthropoda; Insecta; Diptera; Calliphoridae. Bases 1 to 918 code for a protein of 305 amino acids. The transcript has a single exon. The record is from RefSeq and is a predicted model, not a curated record.